Messenger RNA from Leishmania mexicana MHOM/GT/2001/U1103, 1464 nucleotides. RefSeq lists its product as hypothetical. The record is from RefSeq and is a predicted model, not a curated record. Bases 1 to 1464 code for a protein of 487 amino acids. Lineage: Eukaryota; Euglenozoa; Kinetoplastea; Trypanosomatida; Trypanosomatidae. The transcript has a single exon.
AUGCUCUCUCAAAGUACCGGGACACCCUUCACGGGUGAGAUUCCGGACAAGGAAACCCUUCACGAGGUGAUGCGCUACAUGCCGUACAACCGACGCACCCUGACAGCCGUGCGAUGCAUCUCGCGACCGUUUCGCAGCGCUGUGCAGAGCCCGCAGAGCCCAUGGGCACCACACAAGGAAAUCAUGGUCUCCCGCUACGGCCAGUGCAUCAUCUUCAACGCCCAAGAAGACGAGCAGGGACGCAGCAGCUACUCCCUGUACUCUAUCUCCUCUAUCGGUCGCAAGUUUCGCACCCACAGCGCCAAGCUGCUGGGCCGCUAUCAUGCCCUCGUCGCCAAUGGGCUAUCGCGCCUCGUGCUGCAUCACGCUCCCGUGGAGAACUCUUUCUUCGAGCCCCUUGGCGCGUUGACGAACUUGAGGGAGCUGGAGCUGGUCUCCUGCCGCGGCGUCACGUCCGUCGGGGAUGCCAGUCGCAUCAAAAACCUCGAAUCUCUCACGAUCAUCUUCUGCCCUGUGGAGCCGGACGGAGUCUCGGGGCUGCACCUCUCGAACCUCAAGAAGCUGACACUGCGGUCCUGCAGCAAGCUCUCCAACCUGAACGCGAUUCACUCCGAGACGUGUGCCUCAUUGGUGGACGUGCACGUGGAAAGCUGCGGCGUAUACGAUGACACAUCUUCUGCCUUUUUUAGUGAACUCAGCUCCAACCUGCGCACUCUCGAUCUUACCGCGACCUUCAUUGAUACGGCCCUCACGCAGAUACCCAAAGAGGCGCUGGCGUCACUGACGACGUUGCUCAUGUCCGAGACGCCGCUCCACUCGAUGACGUUGAAUACACUGAAGACGUCGUUGGCUACGAGCUUGGAGCACUUGUCGCUGGACGGCUGUGAGGAAAUCGCUGACCUGUCCGCGCUAGGAAGCCUAAAGAAACUCCGCUUCCUCGAUGUGUCGCGGCUGAGCAUACUGCAGGACAUCGAGUGCGUGGCGCAGUGCACCCAACUCGAAAUGUUCCGCUGCGCCGCGACCGACCUCAACAACAUCACGUUUCUCAAAGACAUGGAACACCUGCGCGUGCUUGACGCGACGAACACGGCGCUCACGGACUACACCUUGAUUCACCUGGAAGAGUCGCCAGAGCUCGAUACGGUGGUGCUCACUGGGUGUCUGUACAUCUCUAGCAUCAACGCCUUUCACCGGUGCCCGAAAAUACGCCGCAUCCUGUGCGCGCGCACAGCCGUGACGAACGAGGGUGUGGAGAUGCUGACGGAGUGCGCCACGCUGGAGGAGCUUGACCUGAAGAUGACAAACGUGACAGACGUGAAUCGGUUGGCCGACUGCCCGGCUCUCAAGAUCAUCAACGUGUGCGGGUCUAUCAUGAUGCAGGACGCGAUUCAGCGGUUGUUGGAUAGGCCGUCCGUGGAGGUCAUCUGCGACUCCUUUGAGGAAGGUGACUACAUGGACUGCUAG